UUUAGACAUUUCCAAACAGUUUCCAAUUGUUCCAAAUCGAAAAAAAAAUAUUGCUUUUAUUGUAAACGCUAUGAAGUUUUCUUUAAUUUUCUAUUUCUAAGCUUUAAAAUUGAUAAAAACAAAUUUUAGGCAUUCGUUAUUAUGCAUGCAAGAGAUUGUUUACUGCAAAUUCACUCGAUUUUCACUUGACCCUUGUCGUGUCUUUAUAUGAGGAUGGUUAGGUUGUAUGAAAAGGUUACAACUUUACAAGAAACUGAUUUUUGGUCAUUAUGUUGUAUAGUACAUUUCAUGAAAUAUUGAGUAUAGCUACAGAUGCACUAAAUAAAGCUUUUAUGUUUUGGAAGAUUUUAUUAGUUUUAUCAAAUGGGCCAUUGUCUUAGCUGCUUAAGAAACCAAACAAGUGCUGAUGUAGUAACAACACCUAACAGAAAAAAGGAUGAGAUGACAAAUAUAGUCACUACUAAUCAAGUACCUACUGUCAUGAUUUCUGACUAUCCUCAAGCAGAACCACUUUUGCACAGCAAUGAAAAUAGCAUAAACUGUUACAUAAAUAGUAACAACUUGUUAAAUGCCAAUGCAUUAAACUCUGUGAACGAAAACUGCUCAGGUGAUACAAAUGCAGCUCAGAAAAUGCAUGUAAUAAAUGAAAAAAUUCCUAAAUCUUUUUAUCAAAAGUUACCAUCCAUUCCUCGAAGUAUGUCUUCCCUAGGGUCAAGUGAAUCUCGUGUGUCUGAAUCAAGAAUUAAUCAGUUGUUUGACCAGUACAAAGACAAUUCAGAAGAGGCUAUACUGGCAGAGGGCAUUGAGAACUUCUGCCGUGAUCUACAUUUCAAUCCAGAUGAUUUUGAAGUGUUAGUGUUGGCAUGGAAAUUAAAUGCUAGUCAAAUGUGUCGAUUCACAAAAGAAGAGUUUGUCCAAGGAUUGAAAAACAUGAAAACAGAUUCCAUAAAGAGUAUUCAACAACGACUAAAUGAUAUAACAGGUGAACUAACUAGAGAUUCAGAGCAAUUCAAGGAUUUGUACAGAUUUACUUUCAAGUUUGGGUUGGAUGUUAGCACUGGACAGAGGAUACUGCCAUCGGAUAUUGCUAUUGUACUUUGGCGCCUAGUCUUCACCAACAAUGAACCUCCUAUAUUAGAUAAAUGGUUGAGCUAUCUUGAGAGCAAUCCUCAUGUUAGGGGGAUUCCCAAAGAUACUUGGUACAUGUUUCUGAACUUUUGUGAAUUUGUGGGAGAUGAUCUUAGCAGUUAUGAUGACACAGAAGCAUGGCCUAGCUUAUUUGAUGAUUUUGUUGAAUAUGAGAAUGAUCAAAUGAACCAAAAUGUAUCAAAAAAUGAAAUCAAAAUUCAGGAUUAGAUUUCUGCAAUUGCCAAAUUGUAAUAACUUUAGAUACUUAACGAAUUGAGACUGAUAUAAUCUGAUAA
Molecule: messenger RNA, 1424 nt
Organism: Maniola jurtina (meadow brown)
Lineage: Eukaryota; Metazoa; Arthropoda; Insecta; Lepidoptera; Nymphalidae
Gene: SCCRO3
Product: DCN1-like protein 3
Exons: 3
Coding region: 364-1356 (330 amino acids)
Biological process (GO): positive regulation of ubiquitin-protein transferase activity; protein neddylation
Cellular component (GO): ubiquitin ligase complex
Molecular function (GO): cullin family protein binding; ubiquitin-like protein binding; ubiquitin conjugating enzyme binding
Source: RefSeq, a predicted model, not a curated record